AUGGCGGCCGAUUCCUCUCCUCCGACUCCGGAUUUUCCCGCCGAAUCUACGCAGACGAAUCAGAAACCGCAACCGCAGAAUUCGGAGAAGGAAACUCGGAAUGAUGUGACUUACAAGACGAAGAAGAUCAAGUUUCUUGGAAGAACGACGCACAUCAUUCUCCAGAACGAGAACGGACCAUGUCCUCUCAUCGCCAUUUCUAAUGUUCUUCUGUUGAGUAAUGCCAUGAAUUUGAGUCCUGACAUUACUGAAGUAUCUCAAGAGGAACUGAUGAUUCUUGUGGCCGGCACACUGAUUGAGCACACUGAUAGAAAUGAUGAAGAUUAUCUCAAGAAUCAGGAGGAAUUAAUGUCUGAUGCGAUGAAUCUCAUCCCGUGCCUUGCAAAUGGACUUAACGUCGAUAUCAAAUUCACAAGGAUUGAUGAUUUUGAGUCCACACCAGAGAAAGCUAUCUUUGAUGUACUGAAGAUUCCCUUAUACCAUGGCUGGAUUGUUGAUCCCAAGGAUACUGAAACUGCUGCUGCGAUUGGAUGCAAAUCUUAUAACGCUUUGACGACUGAGCUUGUUACCUUGGAGGCACAGACUGCGAAGGCUCGAAGGGGAGACACUGAAGAACAGUUGCAGAUUCUGCAAGCCUUGCGGUUAUCUGAACUGGAAGCGCUUGGUUUUGAUACUCGCAGAGACUCAAGCAGUGGAGGAGAGUCAAUGUCCGGAUUCACAGAUGACUCAUUCGUAUAUUCUGUGGACACUGAAUCUAGCUGUGGUAGCACCCCUGACAGUAAAAUCUCUCAGAAGUCCAGAUGUGAUUGUGAUGUUGGGAAUAAGAUCAAUAAUGGGGAAGAGGUACCCGUUACAAAGAUCAGUGGAGCUCUUGGCCAUGAUCAGCUAUCUGAGAUGACCUCUGGGGAUUGUAGCAAAGUGACUUCCUCUGUGGAGAAGACUAAUCUGGAGUCGACCAAAACUGACAGCAGUCCUGAGAUUCCAUGCGAGCCUGAAGCUGUAACUUUUGUUAACCCAGAUCUUAGUGUCAGAUCCCAGGAUGAUGAGGAUGGUAUAAGCAUAGGUUCUCCAGUUUCUGAAGGCGAGUCACAUCUUGAACAAAGCUCUGCAGAAGUGAAGGAUGCAAGUGGGCUCACGCCAAAACAGGGUGAAGUGAUAAAAAACUUCUUGGAAGAGAAUGCCAGCCAGUUAACUUCUACCGGGAUCUCUUGCUUGAAAGAAGACCUUAAAGAACGUGAACUCUGUGUCUUCUUCCGCAACAAUCACUUCUCUACCAUGCUCAAGUAUAAAGACGGACUCUAUCUUUUGGUAACUGAUCAAGGCUAUCUUACAGAGAAAGAUUUGGUUUGGGAGAAACUUAUAGGGACUAAAGGCGAGUCUGUCUUCAUGACCGGUAGCUUCAAGGUCUUCAAGAGUGACAGCGGCGAAAGUUCAAAAUGGGAUCAACUGAAUGCAGUUAAUGAUACUGCGGAUUUUAUCUUCAGCGUCAACAGUUCAUCAAAAGAAGGCAUGGAGAUUGAUCCUGAUCUUAAGAUGGCGGUGGAGUUACAGCAACAAGAGUUGGCUAAUGACAUUGAUUACGAGGUACUUUAG
Microthlaspi erraticum is the source of this 1593-nucleotide messenger RNA. NCBI's taxonomy places the organism in Eukaryota, Viridiplantae, Streptophyta, Magnoliopsida, Brassicales, Brassicaceae. The record is from the annotation of a GenBank genome assembly.